Messenger RNA from Helobdella robusta, 2809 nucleotides. RefSeq lists its product as hypothetical. Gene Ontology annotation, cellular component: SWI/SNF complex. Bases 1 to 2634 code for a protein of 877 amino acids. The transcript has 8 exons. Gene Ontology annotation, biological process: positive regulation of DNA-templated transcription. The record is from RefSeq and is a predicted model, not a curated record. NCBI's taxonomy places the organism in Eukaryota, Metazoa, Annelida, Clitellata, Rhynchobdellida, Glossiphoniidae.
AUGGUCACAUGCAUGUACAUUGUCGGACUAGGCAGAGUAGUAAUUAAUCAUAAACAUUUGGAGAACAGGACAUACGAACAUCAGAAAGAACUGACGAAAAAUGAAAAAUGCAAUUCUAGUAACAUGCUGACUCGUAAACAUAAAGACAUCAGGAAAUCUUUUAAAGAACUGUUCCGACGAACAAAAGAUGACAAAAUAUUCUUUGUUGGGUCUAAGUCAGAUGUCAGGGCUAAAUAUGCAAAAGUCGUCCUUGAAAAUCUAAAUUUCCAAGCUAGAAAUGAGAUAGCCAUGGGGCCAAAAUCAACAUCAUCGUUAUCAUCAUCCAGACUAACCUUAUCAUCAUCAUCAUCAUCAUCAUCACUUCAAGGAUCAUCAUCAUCAUCAACUGCAAUGUCAAAACAAAAAAAUGUGACUAUUGGAAUGUAUCUCGAUGAUGUCGAACCGGAUGGUGACGACGACGAUGAUGGUAGCAAUAAUAAUAAUAAUAAUAAUUCAGUUGUUGAUGACGAUGUUCAAAUGUUAAAUGACGUCAUCAGAUAUAGUAGCAGAAACGACGGAACCGCAGCGGUUCAGGCAGAUCUCGUCGGCAACUGUCCUAACAGCACUAUCAACAUGACUCCUCCCACUGGUUUUGAUAAAAAUAGAAAUGAGGACAUCAUCAUUGUAACUGACUUCAACAACAAUAACUACAACAACAACAAUAAUAAUAAUAAUAAUAGUAGAGUUCUUUUCAAAAGAUUAAAAAGAAAAAAUAAGCAUGAUCUAGAUGAAACAUUUGAUGUCUACAGAGACGAUGAUGAAGACGACGAUGACGACGACGACAGCAGCGAUACUUGCGUCAGUGGCAGCAACAGCAGCUGCAGUAGCAGCUGCAUCAACAUCAGCAAUACCAUUAGAAGAAACCCAAACGACAGUUUCACUGGCAUCAGUACUACUACUACUACUACUACUACUACUACUACUACUACUACUACUACUACUACUACUACUACUACUACUUCUACUAACAUUAAUCAGGCCAAAAACAUCAACAACUACAACAACAACAAUGUCAUUAUCUGUCGUCCCCACGUCAAUGGCAGAAAUGAGAAUAAUAAUAACACACACAAUGCUUACAUGAACAUGCUUUCCCAGAUAACUAGAUGGUGGUGUCGGGAUCUAAGUUUGUUAAAAAUAACGUUUUCAGAAGUAUCAUCAUCGUCAUCAUUACUGCCAUCAUCAUCAUCGUCGUCGUCUGUGAGAUUUCCAAGAGCCAGAAGAAAGAUUAGACUCGAUAAUGGUGGUGGAAAUAACAACAACAACAAUAAUAAUAAUAACAAUAAUAAUAAUGACAAUAACAUUAAUAACAUUAACAAUGACUUUGAUGGUGUUAUUUUGCCACCACCUCCCCAGUUUUCAUCCCCAUUCGUUCGAGUAAAGCCAUUACCAUCAUCAUCAUCACCACCACCACCAUCGUCGUCGUCGUCUUCCUCAUCAUCAUUCGCAUCUGCCACUGAUAGCUUAGUAGUUCAGUAUGAUGACUCUGAUCGCAACAACAGUCACAACAGCAACAAUAAUAAUAAUUCUAAUAAUAGCAAUAAUAAUAACAAUAAUAGCAAUAAUAAUAAUGAUAAUUGCAACGAUAGUUUUAACAAUACUGAGAAUGUAGUGCUACAUCAUCACAUCAUUACCGAUGACGACGUUAAUGUUAGUUCUGUGGACAGAGUCAGAAAAAUCCGUUGGGAUGUAAGCAAAAUCAAUAAUGUCAACAAAAGAAUGAGUUACAACAACAACGACAACAAUGAUUGUAGUAACAUCAGCGAAAGAGUAAGUUACAACAACAACAACAAUAAUAAUAACUUCAACAAGAGGAUGAGUUACAACAACAGCAGUUGUAAUGGUGAUAAUAAUACCAACACAUCACUGAUUGAAACGAGGUUGAGGUCAAGAAAAUUAGCUACAGGUCAUCAACCACAACAACAUCAUCAACAACAACAUCAACCACAACAACAACAACAUCAACAACAACAUCAACCAAAACGACAACAACAACAAACCACACCUAAACCUAACAACAAUAAAACUAGUAUUAACAACAGUUUUAAUAGUAAGAGCAACAACAACAACAUUAACAACAACAACAGCUGCAGUAGUAGUAGUUGCACCACUGGUGAUGUUCUUGAAGUUGAUGGUUGUGGUGACAAUAACGAAAAUGUAAUGUUUAAAACGCCCAACAGAAAAUCGAAACAUCGAUAUGAAAGUUCACUUUUAGAAAACAGAUUCGCCACACCAAGAGCAACUAAAUUUUUGACUAAUCAAAUUUACCUGACAGAAUUAAAUAGCAGAAGAAAUACGGAGCCAAGGAAUAGUACAACAAGUAAUAUAAUUAAUAGUAGUAAUUUUAGUUGUAAAAAGAAGAAAAAUUUUGUUGGCAUGUCAGAUGGGAGGGGCACUCCUGAAUCACCAAUCACAGUUGGCGGCUUACCUGUCUCUCGCAAGAGUGGUCGCCACGUGAUACCGCCCCUGGCAUAUUGGACCAAUCAGAGGGCAGUUAUCGAUCCAAUAACCAAUGAUGUAGUUAUCAAGGAAGGCACCAAAAAUGCCCUCUAUGGCGAUGGCGAAAUUAUGCACUUCAAAUUGGAACUAUCUGAUUAAAAUCACCCAACUCAUUUGAAAUUUCAUUUAGUUUUAUUUCUCUUGUAAAUCUGUCUCCAUGUGUACGCACAUGUAUAUUUUGUUUUUUAAACAUAUAUAUUCACCUGUUUUUUGUCAUUAGAUUUAAUUUGUGCAAACUAUGGCAUAUACAUGAUAUAUAUAUAUUUAUAUAUAA